AUGGCACCCAUCACAGACGAGGCCGUCAACGGUCUGAAGGAUAUGAUUGGAAAGCUUGAGGCUCGUGUCCAGGAACUGGAGGGCCGUCUCGUUGGAGAUCUCAAGCCCAAGUCGACCGCCGAGCAGAUGCGCAUCAUCCUGAUGGGUCCUCCCGGUGCAGGCAAGGGCACUCAGGCACCGCGUUUGAAGGAAAAAUACUGCGUGUGCCAUCUGGCCACCGGUGAUAUGCUGCGCUCACAGGUCGCUAAGAAGACUGAGCUCGGAAAGGAGGCUAAGAAGAUCAUGGACCAGGGUGGUCUCGUCAGCGAUGAGAUCAUGGUCAACAUGAUCAAGAGUGAGCUUGAGACCAACUCAGAGUGCAAGAACGGUUUCAUCCUGGAUGGUUUCCCUCGUACUGUUGCUCAGGCCGAGCGUCUGGACGAUAUGCUUGAAGCCCGCAAGCAGAAGCUCCAGCAUGCUGUUGAGCUGCAGAUCGACGAUGCCCUGCUCGUCGCUAGAAUCACUGGACGUCUCGUCCACCCCGCCUCUGGACGUUCGUACCACAAGAUCUUCAACCCCCCCAAGAACGAGAUGCUCGACGACAUCACCGGCGAGCCUCUGAUCCAGCGCUCUGACGACAACGCUGAGACCCUGAAGAAGCGUCUUUCGACCUACCACGCCCAGACUGCCCCCGUUGUUGACUAUUACAAGAAGACCGGCAUCUGGAGAGGCAUUGACGCCAGCCAGGAGCCUGGCCAGGUAUGGAAGAGCCUUCUCGGUGUUUUCCAGAAGUAG
Molecule: messenger RNA, 774 nt
Organism: Aspergillus clavatus NRRL 1
Lineage: Eukaryota; Fungi; Ascomycota; Eurotiomycetes; Eurotiales; Aspergillaceae
Gene: adk1
Product: adenylate kinase ADK1
Exons: 4
Coding region: 1-774 (257 amino acids)
Biological process (GO): ADP biosynthetic process
Cellular component (GO): mitochondrion; cytoplasm
Molecular function (GO): AMP kinase activity; ATP binding
Source: RefSeq, a predicted model, not a curated record